GUAAAAUGUCCUCACAAGAUACUCAAGCAACCAACUCAAAUCAUAAGUAUCCAGAUCGAGUUGUUACAGAUUCAGUACACUCACGAUUUCGAUCCUCAAACGUAUAUUGUAAUAUUUGCAACAUGAGUAUUAUUGGAAAUCACUCUGCUAUAGAAAAGCAUUUUAAUAAUUCUCAUCCUUCUAAGGAAUUUUGUUGUUACUGUAAAGGCAAAGUGUUCACUUACGUACAAAUGCCUAUCGAUGAUUGUACUCAAAAACCAAAGCAAAUUGUUUACCAUAAAUGUAGUAAUAACUCUUGAGUAUAAUUACUAAUUAGAAGUAUUUAGGAAAAGAAUAUAAAGGAAUCAUUAAAAAAAAUUUAUACAUUUAAAUAAAAUAUAUUAUAGAAUUAUAUCAUAUUAAUUUGUGUGAUAUAUAACAGAAAAAACAGUAUAUACAAGUAUAUACAACAUAAAUAU
Messenger RNA from Bombus impatiens (common eastern bumble bee), 458 nucleotides. RefSeq lists its product as uncharacterized. The transcript has a single exon. Bases 6 to 299 code for a protein of 97 amino acids. The record is from RefSeq and is a predicted model, not a curated record. Lineage: Eukaryota; Metazoa; Arthropoda; Insecta; Hymenoptera; Apidae.